Molecule: messenger RNA, 5197 nt
Organism: Malaya genurostris
Lineage: Eukaryota; Metazoa; Arthropoda; Insecta; Diptera; Culicidae
Gene: fj
Product: extracellular serine/threonine protein kinase four-jointed
Exons: 1
Coding region: 2152-3882 (576 amino acids)
Biological process (GO): cell-cell signaling
Source: RefSeq, a predicted model, not a curated record
CAUUCCGAGCAGUUCAGUUUUUCGUUCGCGCUUCGCGAGUACUUGACUUGGGGAAACAACAAAUUCCCGUUGGUACUACUAUUCUCCUUUUAGGCAGGAGUUGGUGUGUCAAAUAAAUCAGAUUCUGACUUGCCGAGAACAGUGCGCGUGGAGACCACGAGAAACUUUGUGUGUGGAUUACCGAUUUUGCUGUUUUUGUUUCGGCUUGCACGAAAAACUUCGUGAUCGUGUGCGGAUUGGCUUUUGUUAGCAGCUUUGUGUGUUGUUUUUUUUUUUUGGUUUCGGCAUAUUUUUUAAACUACGGAGAACAAUCAGUUGGAAUCGGCGACGGUGUUUCGGAUUUGUCUCUUCGUCAGCCGUAAACUUCAACGAUCGUGAGCAGUGAGUGUGGCCCAAAAGAAGGGGAAGCCAGCGCCACGAACACGGUUAAUUGCUAAGGAAUCUCGGUAGCGAACCGUUUUCUGGAGGAACCAUCGUAAUCCCGGGAAAGUAUUUUAGCAAAAGUGUGGCCUACUGCAGCUGCGUUCGAAUGUUCGCCACCUGAAGGACAGACAAACCACCACAAACAAGAUAGACAGGCACUGAGUUGUGGAUGAGUUGAAAAGCCUGAAAACGCAGAGAUAAGACGGGUGAAGCCAAAAAACCCGACCGAAGGGGCCUUGUUACGCUUCUAGAUUCCGUCCGACCGAAAGUCUCAAGAAGGUCUGUGCUGGCUCGCACAGUUGGACGGACUCCGAAAGGGCUUCGAAGUGUGGCAGGCAGGCGAGGUACAAAAUAUGAAAACGAGAUAGUUUCAAAAGCGCUACUCCGGACGGCAAAAGAGAGAUGUUUUCAAAAAACGACCUCCAUCAAGGACCAGCGGAGGCGCGGUGAUGAAACCCCGUGCACAGAUCAACCGCCGGACGGACCGUGAGUGUGUGUCUUUUAUGAAUAAUUAAACAUAUGGAAAGUGUUGAGCGGAGUAGUCGACAACGACGACGACGACGACGGCGACGGACAACGGAUUGUGUGCUGUCAGGCUGGCAGGCAGACAAGCCGACGGUGAUUCGUCGGGCGCCCCAGGAGCAAACGGCAACCUCCUAAACGCGCCGUAAUUCGAGAGCUCAACCGAAUCAACGCAGAAAAGUUUCCGUUUUUCUCGGUUGCGGUUGUUGUUGUUGGGUUUUUUUUCCCUUCCCCCAGUAUUCGAGAAAGAAAUUCGAGUGAAGUUCAAGUACUUUAACUUGUACAAUUUUUCGCCCUACCGAGAGUGUUGUAUCGUUGAGGGCAGCGUAGGAAUUUACCCGGGCGCAAAGUGAAGAUUCCCCCCCCGAAGAGGUGAAGUUCGAGAAGAAGAGAUAAGAGAAAAAUUCUUUCAAGAAGAAGUUGUGGGUGUAAGAAAAGAUAAAAAAUAAGCGAGCUGAAAACAAACGUGGAGCUAAGAAGUGCGCAAGAAUAAGAGUUAAAAACGGCGAGAAGAGAGCACGCUGAAAAGAAGGCUUCCAGAAGAAAGAAAGAAAAAAAGGUUAAAAGUUUGCUUACAGUAAAAAACGAAGCUGUUGUGAACCAUAAUUGCGAUAGUAAUAACCACAAAAUUGUGAUAAUCUAUAUAUGAUCUUGGGGGCGAAGAGUGAACGUGAACGAAAAGAAUUCAGGGUAUAGAGAGAGAGAAAGCGAGACAGAGGGAGAAGGAGUUCGCAAAAAAAUAUAUUUAAAAAAACGCUACGGAACGUAAAAGUGAAAUAAAAAGAAUCUCUAAUAAUGUGUAAUUUUUCAAAACAUAUCAUAAUAACACACGGUACUAAAGUUCGCGACGGACCAGCCAGAAGUAGCAGCAGUGGAAUAGUCGUCGGACCAACGGAUGUCCAUAGCUACCUGCAGCAACAUCUUGUAGCAGUCGUCCUAUCCGCGUCAACAAGUGUGUAACAAGCGAAAAGAUUUAAUAGGAUUGUAAAAAGUUUAUCACUCGAAUAAAUCAAUUAUAAAUCGAGACAGCCAGCAUCAGAGCUCUAGCAUCUCAAAACGAGCUGUGGGGAGCACUAGCAGGACCGCCAUCGAAAAGGGACAGAGGAGACCCAGAAACGAUAGACUUGUGAGUGUGGUGGAGAAACGACAGAACACGAACCCCAGUUUACGGGAACAUCAACGACAAGAAGCGGGAGGGCGCGCAAAAUGUUUGACGUUCGUACCGUGGAAGCCGGUGGAAGUUGUGAUCAAGAUCGUGAUAGUGAUACAAUGUCAAUCACAGCAAGACGACGACGUGUAUUUCAACGGCAGGCCUGUUUACUGAGCGUUAUGGCUGCGUUUUCCCUGGGGCUGGCACUUGGCGUGUUUGUGCCACUAAUUGGUAUGUCACAGGCGGUGACGAAUGCGAAAGGAUCUGCCGGUGCCAGCGGUGCCGGUAGUGACAGCGCCACCGAGAGUAAAGAAACCGGACCCAGCUUGCUGGAAAGGUACGAUCAUUUGCCACACAAAUUGCCCCACUUUCCGACGAUCGACGAUCUGCGGGGGAAGGACUCGUACAACUCGGUGUCCUUCAUAGCGGAGGAAAAGCUGAAAGCAGAGGAUGUAUUCCGACAUGCCUUUCACAUCGAUCAGCGAGACGAUAAGGACACUAUGGUGAUCAAGAAAUUUGAUCCCGAAGAUCGUUACAUAAAAGAAUACACGGUUCGACGAACUCCGGAUGGACUUUUCCAUAAAGGUCCGGAAAAGAAGCUUUCGCAACCAUCGAUUAUCGAACAGGUCCUGAGCUCCGGUGGAUCGGAGAAAGACAAUCCGGAAGAAUCCAUCGUACAAAUCGUGAGUCAUAAUUACGACCAAGAUGAUCUGGAGGACACCGAUGGUGUCAUCCUGAACGAUAUAUUUUGGGGUUCUACCGUUGAGCAGGCUCUUCCCAAGGGCUUCGAUAAGCGUCAGAGUGAGUCUUGGACGCGAUAUUUACGAAAUGCCGAAGUCGAUCACCUGGAAAUAGGCUGCGGCAGAAUGCAAAACCGAAUGGUGGUAUUUCGGGAUGGCACCCGGGCGUGUGCCCGGUAUCGACAAAACACCGACCAAAUACAAGGGGAACUGUUUAGUUUUUAUCUCGGCCAACUGUUGAAUAUUACGAACCUUGCACCGAGUGCGGCCGCAAUCAUCGAUAUGGAAACCAAACUGUGGUCAUCGGUCACCGACGACAUCUCGAAUUCCCAGUGGAAGUCCACCAAACCGGUCGUGAUCACCAAGUGGAUUGGAAAUCUCGAACCGGCAGGAAUACCGAAACCGUUCCAACCGUUGGAACGGCAUCUGAACAAAUUGGACAUCAAAAACAUCACCGAAGGUAUCGACCUACCGAAACCUCCGCCGAGUCUGCUAGAUCGACUCGGUGCCACCCCGAUCCCAGAGCAGCUGCAGCCCAUCCGGCCACCGGGCGCACCCCUCGGGGAGCCGGUCCUGAAGCGGCUCGUCGAACUGGCUCAGUGGUCGGAUCUGAUUGUAUUCGACUAUCUGAUCGCCAACCUCGAUCGGGUGGUGAACAACUUGUACAACUUCCAGUGGAAUGCCGACAUCAUGGCCGCUCCGGCGCAUAACCUCGCCCGUCAGAGUGACUCACAGCUGUUGGUCUUUCUGGAUAACGAGUCCGGGCUGCUGCACGGCUACCGGUUGCUGAAGAAAUACGAAGCCUACCACGGUUUGCUGCUGGACAAUCUGUGCGUGUUCCGGCGGUCGACGAUCGUGGCACUGCAGCACCUGCGGGAUAACAACGUCGGCCAGCGGCUGAACGAGCUGUUCGAGCGAACGACCAACGCCAAGAUUCGGGACGUGCUGCCACCGCUGCCGGAGAAAUCCGUCAAGAUACUAGUCGAUAGGAUUGAUCGAGUGUUAGGUCAAGUGCAAAAGUGUCGCGAAAUUUUCUCCAACCGAUAGCCCCGAUAGAUAGGACACCGUCGAUCGAUCGAUCCGUCGUCACCGGUCGGAGGAAACGCGGUCCGAGUAGGGAAAAAAGUACGCUGGUCGUGUUCAAAACAGAAGUUUUUUUUAAUUUUUCUCUCGCGCCCCCUCUCUCUCUGCGGGAUCUACUGCGACCUAGGCGAUUGCGGUAAAGCGAUAUCCGUUCCGGAGAGGGGCCGAGUGAGUGUGAGCGAGGGCGGAACGGACGGGACGGAGGCAGUGCAAAAAUGCAUCGUUUGUUUAGUGCUGUUUUGUUGUUCCGAUUUAUUUGUUUCUUUGUUUGUUUGCUUCAAUUAUUCCUGCAUCGACUAGGAUCUGAUUGGGCAACUGAGUUUGUGUGUGUGUGUGUGUGAGUGUGAUUGGACACGAGUGUGAUACUGCAUGUGCUCUUUAGCUGUUGUUGUUUUUUUGUUGUCUGCAAUUGUUGCCAGCCAGUCAGCCGGUCUCGCUCGCACUCUCGCUAGGAAUCCCGGCGUAGGACGACCUGGGGAGACCCCCAGCCGAGUUUGUCCAGGUGACCUCGAGGAAUCGAUACACAUGCCCGUAAGUUUAGUUUGUUUAUACGAGAUUUAGGGAAUUUAUCGCGAUUUUUAGCCACUAACCACGGCCGAGGUACAAAGGCACCAAUGGAAAAUUGUUUUAGGUAGAGGAAAAUAGCGAGAGAGAUUGAAAGACAGUAUAAAAUAGUUUAGUGAAUAGCAGCAGGGGUGAAUACAAAAACCGGACGAGAUCUGUGUGUGUAUGUGUGUGUGUGGGAAUGCUCGAACCGUUGGUAAAUAUUGGGAUACAAAAAGGGCUCCAAUGGUUGAUGUCGUUUGGAUCCCGCUUGGAAGCUCUUGUUUUCGUAGGGUCUCGGGAAUGAUGCUUGAUGACGAGAAUUCUCUAAUUGGCUUCAAUCUGAGCCAGGUGAAGAGUUUUUGAAUUAAUUUUCUCUUUGCUAUAUCCCUCUCUCGCUCAUCCCCCUGGUUCAGGAGAAGCAGUGAGGCAUAUUUCCUAGCGUCUUGAAGAAGGCACCUUUCAUUGGUCGGCCGAGAUUAGCACGGUAGGGGAUCUCGAGGGCCAAUUUGAGAUUUGAAGUCGAAAAUUGAAAACGGAGCUUGUUAUUCGGCUAUUAGCACUGCAAAUGAGUGCUGCAUGAAGUGCAGUGGCUAUGGCUAACUAUUCAUUGGCGGUUGUUUUUGACUCCGAGGGCUUCUUAAAUGUCUGGAUUUUCACUUUCAUAACAGUUAGUUGCCACGUUUUAUCAUACUGGCCAAUAAUCUUCAGUAUUACAUAGAACAAUAAAAAGAUU